AAGCGGGCGAGCAACCGGCACAAGCAGUCAAGCACCGCCGCCACACUGCCAUAACUUAUAGUACCAGUGGCCGUAGCAGCAUUGGUAAAGCGCAGUGCUUCGUUACGACAGAUCGUCUACGGCCGCCGCCUUGGCAGCAUCGGUGACAGCAGCGACGGCCCGGUAGCUGUAGACGCCGCCAGGCAGAUCGUCAACGCAAGGCAAGAGGCAGGAUAACGCGUGCUGCUAGCAAGUCACCCAGCUAGAGUACAAGCUUUGUUCAGCUAGCCAACGCGGCACUCGCUACUUCGCGGAGCAGCUAAACGAAGCUGCUAGGUCUGAUACUGCUGUAACCGCUACAUUCACUGUACUUGUUCUAGCUAGACAGGGCGGCAGCAGUAGCAGCCGCCAAGCUGCUGGUUAACAACCGUAUUCAUACGCAACGGUACGAGAGAGUGGGAUGAAACAGGGUAUUGUUUCAUAGUGCGAUACGAACUGCUAGGAUCGGUUAGUUCGAUAAAUGUUACUCUUGUCAGCAGCGCGUGGAUCGCCAAAAGUCGUAACAAAAGUUGACGGAGUAAGUGCGCGUGUGGUCAGCAGUGAGGAAGGAGCACACUUCAGCUCGUUAACGAACGAUCGAUUGAUAGAUACAUCAGUUGUUGUGUAGAAAUGUGUCUGUGUGUGUGUGCGCGUACAAAACUAUCGGAUACGUAUUAUCUUGUUAGCUCUUACUAAGCGUCUUAUUAGCAAGCAUCAAUCAGCGAGCGACGGUCAGAAGAGCGAAAGCAUUCGGCCUGCCAGCAGAGCAAGCGUGACCCAUUCAACACGCAGGAUAACAACCAGAUGCGUCGUCAGAAGUGUGAGAAGGAAGAGAUCGCGAAACUCUAGUAAUACGCGAGUUAUUACCGUUUCUGUUCACGAUCAUUCGGAUGUAGUGUUGCGGCAAUUUACUCACGUUCGCCACUAAUGCGCGCAAUGAUGCCGAUGGUGAGAAGACUUCAACGCCGCCGCGCCACGCUUUUGGAUUGAUUUGUUUUACAUUGUCAUCAGAGUUCAGUGAAAUGAACCGAACUUCACUUUGGGCAGCGGUCGCGAAUGUUGUUUAGCUCGCGCUGCAUGUGUGCUUGUGCGUGUGAAGGAACGCUCGCGAAAGCUACUGCCAUCGCUGAGGAACUAGUUGUCUUCGAGCAGAAGCUGCUUGAGGAGAGCAAUAAGAAGGGAAGGAGCGAGUCAGUUCGAUUAAACGAAUUAACAAGGAAGUAUUUUACGAGGUCCCGUAGUCUUUUGUGCCGUGUACUGUGAAAGUGGUGCGUCAGGGUGGAGCGCGUUGCCUCCGCGGCAUCGUGUCGGGAUCGACGACGGGCAGUUCGACUAGAGCAGACGGACAGCGGUCAGAAUAAAUGUCACUUACUUAUUGCCAUUAUUAGAACAGACAACGAAAGCGCAAACGACAAUAAACGAGAAAGAAGACUGAUAUCUCGUACGACAGCAAUCGCGACGGCAGCGGCGUUCAUAGCAAUCAUAACGCUACGACACGAACACGCUGUCAAUAUGCAGCCCGUAGUGACGUCACCGCCUUCGAAGAAGAAAGGCAAGUACGAUAUUACAUUCAAGCUAAAAGUCAUCCAAUGGGCGGAGAAACACUCGAACAGAGCUGCCGGGUCGAAGUUCGGCCUAAACGAAAGCACGAUCAGAGGUUGGCGAAAGUCGUCAGUUGCGAACAGUCUCGAAGCACUGAGUGCGGAUUUCUCGCGCGGGGUGUUAUCUCUCCAUCAGCCUCUACAUGAUGACACCCACCUCAACAGCCACCAUCAUCCGGCAACAAACGGCAGCAACAGCCUGAGUGUCACCCUCGGCGGCGGAGCUGAUACUGGCAGCGGAGCUGGCGGUCGUGCAAAGCUUCACGAUGCUCUACGGAGCGGACGAAGACCGCUCAGCAGCGCGUCAACACACAUGUCCGCAAUGGCUGGCAUGUCGGGCGCCGAAUCGGGUGGGGAAUCACCGCCCCGAUCACUCAAUAUGGACGAGCGUGAGCUAGCUCGAUUGAGCUGCUCCCCGUCAGAUGACGGAUACUAUGAGGACGUGAGCUAUUAUCAGGAAGAGGUUGUUGACGACGAGAUGGCGGACCCUCAUCACAGUCAGCAACAGCUGCAUCACAGUCAUCAUCAAACUUACCCUCAUUUGAAUCAUCAUCAUGCCCAACAACAACAGCAGCAACAUCCGCCUCCUCAACAGUCCCAUCACUCAAGCGGCCAACAAUCGCUGCAGCGACAGCAGCACCAGCAGGAGCAGAAGCAGCAGCAGCAGCAGCAGCAGCAGCAGCAGCAACAGCAGCAGCAGCAGCAGCAGCAACAACAACGACAACAGCAGCAACAACAACAACCACAACCACAACAACAGCAGACGAGCAGUCCAUCACCCCCGCCGACACCUUCGCCACCACCAGCGUCCCCGGCGUUGCCGCCAGCGCCCGUCCUCAAGACGAUCUCACACCAAGUGACGUCGAAGCCCUUCCCAGAAAUUCAGUUGCCCUUCACGGUAAUCGUAUGCAAAUCAGUCCGAGACCACUGGCUGCAGCGAUACGCUAGUCAGCUACCGGCGAGACCAGUCACGGAGCAGGAUUCGUUUGCAAAACAGCUCGGGUUAGAACGACGUUAAUGGCGGCGGGUGACACAAACAGCGUUUGCGCGCAGGCUCGAGCGUUUGUGGUAUAAAGAAUAAUAAUAUUAAUAAUAAUAUUCUUCUACCUUAUAUUGUACUAUAAUUAAUAUUACCCUACAAUGCUGUAUGCAGCUUAUUUGUGUACAAUGACCACCAUGUCUAUACUAUAGAGGCCAUUUAUACGAUUUUACAUUAUUGUGCUUGAGAUGCUGCGAGGACUGCGAAAACUGCUGUGGAUUCGUGGGCGUACAACGACUGUUUACACUGUAAUUUUGCCUGGCUUGAAAUCUUCUUCUACAACUAUCUGUACUACUACUCUACAUAGUGGGCAGUCAGUACAGACAGAGCCAAAGUUUCUCCGCGUGGAAGGACAUGAUGCGCAGUGUAACUUAAUUUCUCUUAAAAGCACCAAGAGGCAUAGACAAUCUUCAUUAGGUUAAUGAUUAAAACCAACAGAAAAAAUUGUGUCGAUAACAACAUCGCCUGCGUCUACGAGAGCGAGUACAAAGACAUGUCAUUAAAACACGGAGCUGCGACGACAAAAUAGCCAAAACUUAAAGGCCAAAGGCUGGCGAUGGUGGCUACUAGAGCGGCUGGAGCAUUGAAACUCGGCGGCGGCGGCAGCGGCGGCGGCGGCAUCAGCUUAAGGAGAAGUAGAUGCUUCUUCGCUGUUCGUUCCCUUGCUAGCGUUUACUGCCGCCCUGGCUGCUGCUGCUUCUGCUGGUACCACUGCUCAAAGACCGCACCCGCUCAACCGCGUCGCUCGCCCAACCGAAGACUGUACUUGUGUGAAAGUGUGCAUGUGUAUGUGUAUUGUGCGCUCCAAAACCUCAUCAUCGGCUGCUGUGACCCGACUGGCUGCAGAAGUAAUCGGCACCAGCAGCAAAAAGCAGCGGAUCGACGACUUCGUUGGCCAGCAAGCGUCUUCAACAGCCCACCAACAAUUACAGCAUCCCGAUGGAAAUAGCCCGAGAACUUGUCUCGGGUUGACUGUGCAUAGUAGUCUCUUCGUAUAGUGCAUAUUUAAUACGUUGCAUCAUGACGAUGCAUGGGAGGAAGAUGUACUAUUCCUGUAUUAUAUAGGCAUCAAUCGCAAUAGGGUACGAUAAUGACGACGAUAAUGAUCUUGACGACGGUGUCGAUUGUCCUCCGGCGGAUGGAUACUACCCUUUUCACCGCACAACCCAUAUCUUUGUAUAUACAGGCAAACAUACAUCUUGAUACUGUAAAUCACUGUCUCUCUUUACGUGUGUAUGUGUUACGUGGAGUGUGCCUGGAUGCCUGAUGCCCAUCGUGGUUAUUUUCUAAGUAUGUUUUUUUAGUUUUUUCGUCUGUGUAAGUGCUGAUCUCCGUCGCAUGAUGAUGAGAACGGCGAAAUUUCUAUUUAUUAUUAUAACAACGGGCGCCACGGAUACGAUAACGCGUCAAGUAAAAUUGUUUUUCAUACGAUUUUGAUUGCUGUGUGAGGACAGUCCUAUAUGUCAUUUCAGUUCAAUGCCCCCUUUCCUUCUACGUCACCACCUACGAUUUUCUCCAGAUAUGCGCCUUUUUUCAUUUCGAUUGCGUUGUGUGUGUGUAGGUGUUACUGCGCUUGUGCGCGAAGCAACGUCUGGAUAUGCACAGAUCCAUUUCUGUAGGAUUUGUUUACUCGAGCUAUCUAUAUAAUAAUAAUACUGGUGCCGUCUGGUGGCAGGUUUGCCGUAAAACUGCCUUCGAUUGCUCCAUUAUUGUUCUUGGCAUCCUGUGAGCGUUAGCUAUUUACAACUAAUGGCGUUAAGCAUAUCGCGCUAGCGGUGCUCUUACUAUGUCGGCCACACCGAGUCUCAGCCUGCUGUAACGUAGCCUGUUGUCAGCUGUCAAGCUUGCCAUAGCGGCGUAGUGGUAUUAGAUAGCCUUCUUCUUGCUAGUACUGCCUAAACAACACACAGAGAGACAGAUAGGUCGAAACACAUAUUGGCAGCAGUAGAAUUGUCGUUGGCUGAUCAGCCUCAGCACCUUCAAGUAACAGCGCCAGGAGUUGCCGUAGCUGAAGUAGUAGCUUUUGCUUUGCGCGAAGGGCAAAAGUGGCGGCGCGAAAGGCAGUGCCACCACAAUCGCCGUUUGUAAUACCUACUCUGACGGCCGCAGGACCAGCGUCAGGGUGGCCGCAAUGACCGCUACCUCCCAUUCUGCUGCAUUGUACUGUUUUUGCCGAACCUUUGUGUAGGACUCUCCUGUCGCUCAUUGAAAAUGCAGCCAGUUUUGGUCUAUUUGCUACUCAUCUUUUCUUUUUUGUAUCUUACGUUUGGUGGUGGUACUUUUGCCUCGCGGAACCUCUCUGAGUUCAAUUCGGCUGACGCCGAUCCGUGAGUCGUUAAUUGUUCUAUUGAGGGUAAAGAAUGCAAGAGUUGAAAACAGUAGGACAAGAUGGCUGCCGUGUGCUUUCGUACUGUUGGGUUGUUAUCCGCCAGCGUAAAGAGAGAACGCGCAGUAAGUCAGGUGGCAGCAAACGGACAUCAGGCAGAGGUCGUGGCGUUGGCGACGCCAACGACACCGGGAUGCUACCGUACGACUGGCUCACGCUAUAUUAGGUAGCUAAGCGCCACGCCAUGGCCGCUGGCAUCAUAACACCGCCUCCCCAGCUCUGUCGACGCUUGGACACGUAAUGUUCAACUAGCGGCCACGCGAUCUAGCUAAUUUGCUGUCUUUGCACCAAACUCACACCCAAAUAUCAUCAGCCACGAUCAGCUGAUGGGAACUGCGAGAAGAGCUUUGUUCUGUCCAGUUCCCAGUUUAAGGCCUCUUAGUGACAACGAUGGCCGCACAUCUUAGCUUGCAGCUUUGUUCUGGUGGGGCGUAAGCGUUGUGUGUUGCUCAUCGCGAAACCAAUCACGCUCGCAAGUAAACUGUAACUAAGAAGAGUCGACAAUAAACGGCGAGUGCAUUCUCUCUGGAUUUAACUGACGGACUGUUUAGCUGCCUUGUGUUGCCCGCCGCACUGUUCGUAUAGGCGGUUUCAUAGAGUUACGCAUAUCCGCUGUGUUCCUUUCUGUAUAAAUUCUGAAUGCGCGUACGGACUACGCAGGUUUUAGCUAGUAACGGUAGCAACGGUAAAAUUGUUUGGCUUUUGCCACGCACUUGGCGAGGCCGUUCCUCUUAAGCUGAGGUGUGUGUGUCUGUGUAGCGGGGAGACUGGGUGCAUGAUGGCAUUUAGCCUACCAUUCCCAGUACUCCAGAUGUACGCCUUAACAUCCUACAACAAACCUGGCUGAUACGAGAACUUUAUUGUGGACUGUUGCUGAUUGAUCCGUAUUCACUUCGCCUUCACCACUCUGUGCGACAAAUUCCUAAUAAAUAGCUAGUCUUUUUUUUAAAAGAUUUAAAGGGCCGAACUAUGCAACUCAGCCGUGAUAUGAUGCAACAAUCUAUAAUACUUAACCACUGUUAGAUAUCAUUCACAGUUUGCCUUAUGCAAUUCGUCCAGUAAUUUACCACAACAGCUGCCACGGGGAAACUUUUUCGUGAAGGCGCAAAUUUAAGUAAACACACACAUAUGGACGCACUAAUGAAGUGCCGUUCUCUUACCUUCCUUUUUUUCCUCACUGUUGCCCACAUAUCUUCAUCUCUAUUUUUACGUCACGCCAAUUUUCCGCAUUAUUCGCUCAUGUUAUUUUCCGAAUUUCCGGAUAUCUUCUCUCUCUAGCAGUAGCAGUGGCAGCAACGUGAUUCGUUUGUAAUUCAUGGCCAAUAAAGGAACAGUAGAUAGGGCUCCGGUACCGGAAAUCUUGGUUUUCGCCCAGCGUGAACACUAUUCCCACACGUGUUGAGCACCGCCAGCAUUAGGAUUACCGAGUUUGAGGCGCCGGAUUAGCCAGACGUGGACUGCAGAGGCAACCGUCGGCCAGCCAGCAUGGCGGAGACUUCUACUUGACAACAGCAGAGGCUAAUUUUCCGCGAAUGGCGGUAACAUCGAAUAGCCACUGCAGCAGCAGUAGUCACCAAAUAAACCAAAGCUCCGCGUACGUCGAUGUCGGUUCAGCUAUUCCUUGUUGUUGCCACGUCGCUUUCAGUGCUGCAACUCCAUUUAAAACCCGGUUGCAGCUGUCGACGCCAGCGACGUUACUGGCAUACGAACGGUUAAGCUGACGCCAAUGCGUGUGUUACUUCAGUAAGUCAAGUGAUACCCGUAGUUCUAACCGCAGUAUAAUUGAUUUGUUAUCAUGUCCUAUGUGACGGCCAGUGGGCCUGUGAAAACUGUUGUCCACAUUUCCCUGUUUGUGUAUCUGUCGAGGUACUAGCUUAGUAUGUUUUGGUGUUGUAUUCCUGUGACGCUACGGCAGUGAAGCCCGACACAGCCUACGAUUUCUCAUUGAAUUGUGAUUUGAGCGUUGCUCAACGUUGAUAUCAGCCUGCGCGAAACGCCGCCUCCGUCAUCGCCAGUGCCGGUAGCCCCAUUUCGAUGGAUAUUCAUCUUCUACCCAAAUAAUCGUUUGAGAUAGCAAAACAAAUAGUCGGGUUUACCCAGCUGUUUACCGAAAAACACAUUAAAAAAGUCAUUUGUGGAAUAAUAAUAAUAAUAAUGCCAUACUUCUAGCAUUUCAAACUUGUGUUUGUGCUGACUUUUUACGUGUUUUUCUCAAACAUUGUAACUUCUAAACAAAAAAAGCCAAAAAAAUACAGGGUGCAAGCAAACGAACUUCAACUUGCGCCCGUGACCGCUCAAACAAGUUGUGAUGUUAGAGAUGUGACAAUGCAAUGUGUAUCACACAGAAUCCUGAGAACCACUUACAUAGGACUACUCAUUAUUAUUAUUAUUAUUCUACAGAUGCUAAUGAUAAUGGGUUCUAUAAAACAACUGUGUUUGUAAUUAUAAUGUUUUUUUUUUUAUUGUGAGUCCUGUAUUUAAAAAGCAGCGAUGUAAAAAGGCGUAAAGCCUAUAGGAAGAACAAACGAAAACAAGGUGAUUCUUAGUCUGUUACGUUUUUCUUUUUAAUAUUUAAACAAUAUAGCAAGAUACCGUUGUAUGAGCGUAAUACCUUGCUAAUUCGUUUGAUUUUUCAUAGUCUUUGUUUUCAUAUCUAUCUCUACAGUGGAACGACGUUAUGCUAAGUUGAUGAAUAUGAUUUAUGUUGAUCUCCUUAGAUCGCUUUCGAUAGCUUCGUUUGUGGCUGUUUAUUUGAUCCUGCCUUUGAUAUUGGUACAACGAAACUGUGCCAUAUAACACUAUGUUACACACGCUCAUUUAAAUCAGCUAGCCCUUUGAAGCUGGAAGAGUGCAGCUUUAAAAUAUUAUUAUCAACCACUUUAUCCAAUCCUUUCCACAGUCUAUUCUGUCCUGGCUGACGCAGCGACGUCGGCCUAGUAAUUUACUAAAGUGUCGUUGAAUUCUGUAUUUAUCGCCUUCACGCAGUCACAUAAACUAAACAGGUAUACCUAUAUCGCUUACGGUCGAGCAUGAUUUUCAGCGAUUCCAUGAUAGCUUAGCGGGUAACGUAUUUGCCUGCUAAUCACACACAUGGUGGUCUAGGUUCAAACCUAGUUCGACAUAAACAGGAAUAAACAGACGGUACGUUUCGUGUUGGGAGCCAGCUAUCUGAUGGAAUGCCUAACAGCGAUACCGGACGAAAAACUCGAUACGUAGAGGACAUAGUUCUGCCACAUUUAAUACUAGGCUGCCCUGCAUGAGAUAUGCUUUUCCGCAGCCCGCUGCUCUCUACUGCUGGCACUAGAACGAAACAGCAAGGCAGUGCUGAUGCUUUCUUGUUGAUGAGUCGCGUUCGUUUAACGUUCCGUCUAUACGAUUGUCGUAGUGAAGUCUGCUCAAACGACUAUGGAGCGGAUACACAAGGCACUAGUCGUGGCCUGCUUUUGCGCAAGUUGUUCACGCGGCAGGGCCGACGGCGAAGGCAAAACAUAUCGCAACUGCUUUAGACAAUAUUAAGUGGCCUGUCUCUCCCUUUGCUGCUUCUGCUGUUGUCCGGAAGAUGCGAAAACGAUAGAAUUUUUGAUUAGGCGAUUGGUUUGUGAGGUGAAGUAACGGCGAACUUUUCGAGCGCCGUAAUUAUGGCAGUUACCUGGAUCUGUGGUAUUUGAGGCAUGUGAGCCACAAUAAUUACUGGUGCAGUUUGCUGCUGAUGCACGAUAGUAGCGAUAGACCAAUUUUCUAUUUUUUCAAAAGAAUUUGAUUAAAAAAAUGUCACCUGCCAUAUACUGAUAGAACUGACAUUAUGCUAAUACAGUGAACAAGAGUGGACCGAAUGUGACUUUUGACAUUUUUUUUCCUUGGGAAGUUAAGUAAUAAUAGGUAGAUGAAAAAAAAAAACGUGUACAGAGGGCGCAUAAAUGAAUGCUAGAAUUGUCAAAUUGGGAAUUUCGUUGUGUAUUAACCUAAAAUUUUCCGCCUGUCCCUGUCGCCUUCUACUUUUACAUUUUUACAUUGCUUUCCAGUUACAACGACGGUUAUGAUUCUGAUGACAGUCACGACGAUUGACAACAAGCGGCCGUUGUCUAACGUAGUGUCAUUGUUAUUGUGGUCACUAUAAAUUGUGAGGUUGUGUAAUGUUCAUGGGAUGCUCUACAUUUAAAUAAAUAGGCCCUAUGGCGAGUGAGCAGUAGCUGACGAAACAGCCUAAAAUCUUAUUUGUGACAUUUAGUUCUACAUCUCGAUCUAUCCGCAAGAUUUACUUACUGGAAAAGUUACACAAUUUCUGCCUAAUGUGAUGACGCUCCCUGUUCCGAUACGCAGGCCAAGGUAAGCUAAACGCUGGGGCUACUUAUACGCUGCUAAAUUUAAGAAUGUAAGUGCACCAUUCAGCGUUGUAGGACAGGCGAUAUCGAUACGGUGGUUUUUUUUUCGCAAGGUCAGACAAAAUUGUUUGCGUAUAGCCCUAUUCUCCUACUGUCUUCCCCCCUCCAUCUUUUAUAGAAUAGAUUUGUCUAACUCUACUUGCGAGACUCUCAAGACGCUAAAUAGAUCUAUUAUAUACCGAAAACAGUAAAAGCUGGUUAAGUUUAAUAUAAAUAAAAAGUAUUUAUUCACGGGGGCAUACAACUCCUGUUUAGCUCAACAUGCCAUCACGCCCCUCCCGAAAAAGCAAGGCGAGAGAGAGAGAGAGAGAGAGAGAGAGAGAAGUAAAAACGGAUCUGGGUUUAUCGAUAUUCACCAGAUUCCAGGACAGAUUGCAGUAUUGAAAAGUUUCGCUAACCGAAACUUACAAUAACAGCCGCAAUUAUCGCAACAAUGUCACUAUAAUAAAUAUUAUCGCUAUUAGAGUAAUUAGUAAUGCUAGUUUGUACAACAUUAUCCAACUUGAGCGUCAAGCGCAGAAAAUUCAAUCUAUGAUUUACAUCACUCGUGAUCACUAACGGGCAGUGCUCGAUAUAGAAAUACCCUACGCAACGACAUACUAAUCAUUCGGUACUGUCACCGUAUGAUAAAAAUGAUGAUAAUGAUGACAUUAACGAGGCCUACGACGAUAAUCAUGUAUAUAGCAUGUUGGAUAUUCGAAUAACGAUUAAUUCUUCUAUUUCCCUCAAUCUAUUUCAAAACCUUAGACACAGCAAAAGAGAAUGAGGGAUCGGCCAUCGAACUUCUCGCAGAGCACCGCUGAAGUUGCGUGCGCACUUUCUUCGAAUUUUUCUGUCAACAUCUGUAAACUGUUGGGUUCGUUAGCGGGUAGCGUUAAUGCAGUGGAAGUGGCGAGCGCAGAUUCAAACGAGCUGUACGAAAUUUCACAGAAAAUUUGCGAGAGUUACCUCAUGCAUAGAAAGUUAGAGAAAUGGACGAGAUGGAAACCGUCACAGUUACGGAACCGUUAAUGAAACGGAGUUAGCCGCUAAAGAGGUAGAAAGCUGAGAGACGCGUAAGCUCAGGUUCGCGCAGAGAAGGUUUAGUUGUGGCGGAUUUUUGCUGACCUAUGUAGCCGUAGCAGUAGCAACGGUUGGUGCGACGGAUGUACACGUGACAAAGCAUAUAACGGAGCGAUAAUACACAAUCGUCGAUGAUGAAUGAAAAUGAUGCUAAUGCUCAAACGGUAUGGUGAUGGCAAGUUUAGUAAAAGCAAUUUAGGUUGGGGAUGGGACAAAGCGAGAUUAACGCUGAGAAACACAAUUGACUUCGAAGAUUGAGGAGCGAGUGCAGGCAUGACCACUAACUGUAAUGCUAGUAUUUUCGCUCAAGGUGGGGCCGACAUGAGAUUUUAGGGUUUGGUCACGUUACGAGCACGAAAGACGGCUUGACUAAAGAGGUGGCAAAACAUUUCAUGGUUUCAAUUUUUAGCGUAUGUGAUAAGUAAUCGUAUAUCAAUAUUUCUCCCCUAUAUAUACAUGUUGUUAAAGAAACACGAAUAUCGGCCGGCAAACAUAUAAUACCCCUAAAAAUUGUCCCCAAAAAAAAGAUGUUUCGCUAAUAGUGGUUUCAAUAAUUAUUCAUGCAUUGUUUUUCUCUCGUUAGCUGUCAACCGUGGUAGAAAUAUCAACUUUAGUUUCUAAUCGCGGCCUAAACAUGGAAGCACAAAACACGACAAGUACAUACCAAAAUCUGCGGGGGCCUACCACAAGGAAAAAUGCAGAUCGAACUAAUUGCCCUGAAAAAAACUAUGGGAGAGUCGUGCGUACUACGAGUGCUACUUUAUAAUAACAACAACAACAACAACUAUUUUAUAGCAACAAAUUGUGUGUGAUUAAUAUUGUUUGAAGAUACAUGGAGCGGAUGGAUAACACCUGUAUAUGUAAGAUAAGUGUGAAUAAGGCCGAUGAACGAAUGAUCGUAGAAGACCAUAAAAUUAAAAAAUUAGCACCUUGAAUGAAUCAGAGAGUGAAUGUGUUUAAGCAUUCUUCAAGCUAUCUCACAACUUUUUUUUUUUUUUUUAUAGCUGGAGUCGACAAUUAUAAAAGGAAUUACUUAGACAAUUUUUCAUUCCUAUUGCAAUUACUGUGACACUCAGCUUGAUUUAAUAUUAAAUAACUGAAAAAUUGAACAAAGUAUGAUCACAGAAAUGUUACACUGUACGGUACCUCGAUGCAUAUGAAAUUCACUAUGGCAACGGUGCAUAUUCAAAAUCGAAUCUUGUGUUUCGUUACAUAACAAUAUUAUAGAAUACGAAAAAUCCUGUUAUCGAUUAAAUCUGGAAGGACGUAGCCAUCACAAAAAAAUGGAAGUGUAAAAAACAAAUUGCAAACGUGUCAUUUAUUAUGUGCAGUGAGGAAGCGUACGUUGAUGAAGCAGUGUUCAUAAUGAUUGUACCGAAACGGGGCUGCUGGAAGAACGUUGAUAGUAUUCUAUAGUGUCGCUGGAAGAUAUUUAAUAAAUAAGUUAAAUCUAUGCCUCGCAAAAGUUAACCAACGAAAUGAAGUGCCUGCCGAUUGAUAGUAAUAAUCAUCAUAACGAUUAGUGGACGAUUUUACGUGGUUACUGGGUAACACGAAAGAGAUGACGGGAUAAAACCAUGGCAAUUUUUACGUGAGUGUGUAUAGUGUGUGUGUGUGUGUGUGUGUGUGUGUGUGCGUGCGUGCGUGCGUGCUUAGGAGUGUCUAGGGACGAAAACAGAACGAGUAGAUGCCAGAACAAAUGGCACAUAUUUAUUAAUUGAUGGAAAUUUAUGGAUAAGAAAUAUUAAGAGCUGUCGUCGCGUAGGGUUGAUGCGUGUGUAUGUGUGUGUCUGUGUGUGUGUGUGAGCGUGUGUAACAGGUGACAAUAAUGAUCUUAUAAAGCUGAUCAGAUAGCUAACAGCAUUCUCCGGAGGCUUCUCAGGACCGCCAGAAAUGAGCGGCCAUCAUACCGCCGAAGAAUUUUGAUGGAAUAUCGUUGAUGAAUAAUUAUAUUAAAGUAAAUAGUUUGAAUGGAUGAUGACAUGAUGAUGAUGAUGAUGAUGAUGAUGAUGACGAUGAUAAUCAAGAUGAAAGAAUAGACUGAAUGAAGAAAGGAUAGACGAUGAAAUAAAGUGAUAUUGUUUCCACUUUUGUAAAUGAA
Molecule: messenger RNA, 12589 nt
Organism: Varroa destructor (honeybee mite)
Lineage: Eukaryota; Metazoa; Arthropoda; Arachnida; Mesostigmata; Varroidae
Biological process (GO): positive regulation of transcription by RNA polymerase II
Cellular component (GO): mediator complex
Molecular function (GO): transcription factor binding; sequence-specific DNA binding; transcription coactivator activity
Source: RefSeq, a predicted model, not a curated record